This is a messenger RNA of Syngnathoides biaculeatus (alligator pipefish), 2597 nucleotides long. Its product is annotated as protein kinase C beta type-like. Gene Ontology annotation, biological process: protein phosphorylation. Bases 37 to 2304 code for a protein of 755 amino acids. The record is from RefSeq and is a predicted model, not a curated record. Lineage: Eukaryota; Metazoa; Chordata; Actinopteri; Syngnathiformes; Syngnathidae. Gene Ontology annotation, molecular function: ATP binding; zinc ion binding; diacylglycerol-dependent serine/threonine kinase activity. The transcript has 17 exons.
AAGUCGAGACGCCACGGGAGUCGGGGGCAGUCGCAGAUGAGAGCGAGAAGGGAGGAACACGAGCAGAAAAAAGGUUCGAACGUCAACAGGGAAGCGGGCGAGCCGGAAGGAGCGGCGGCGAGCGCACAACUCGGGAGAAAAAAAAAAAGCCAGCCAACGUCGACUGCAGGGGGCGGGGAGGACGACGACGAAGGGGGAAAAGACACCUUCUCCAUCGCCCCCCUUCCCCCACCCCCUCAUUCCUCUCCCUCGGACCACCGCCGCCGCCACCGCCGCCGUCGCCGCUUCCUCGUUAAGAUGGCUGACCCCGGCAGCGACGGAGAGGUGGCGGAGGGCGCGCGCGGCUUCGCUCGCCAGGGUGCCCUCCGCCAGAAGAACGUCCACGAGGUGAAGAACCACAAGUUCAUCGCCCGUUUUUUCAAGCAGCCCACCUUCUGCAGCCACUGCACCGACUUCAUCUGGGGCUUCGGCAAGCAAGGUUUCCAGUGCCAAGUCUGCUGUUUUGUGGUCCACAAACGCUGUCAUGAAUUUGUCACCUUUUCCUGCCCGGGCGCUGACAAGGGCCCGGCCUCCGACCAGGAUCCUCGCAGUAAACAUAAAUUUAAAGUACACACGUACUCCAGCCCGACCUUCUGUGACCACUGUGGCUCGCUCCUCUACGGCCUGAUACACCAGGGCAUGAAAUGUGACCACUGCAUGAUGAACAUCCACAAGCGCUGCGUGGCCAACGUGCCGAGCCUGUGCGGGACGGAUCACACCGAGAGGAGGGGGCGCAUCCAGAUCUCCGCUCAGAUCAACGACGACGCUCUCAAAGUCACCAUCAAAGAGGCCAAGAACCUGGUCCCAAUGGAUCCCAACGGCCUGUCAGACCCUUACGUGAAGCUCAAGCUGAUCCCUGACCCCAAGAGUGAGAGCAAGCAGAAGACCAAGACCAUAAAAUGCUGCCUAAACCCCGCCUGGAACGAGUCCUUCACUUUUAGCCUGAAAGAAAGCGACAAUGACCGCCGUCUGUCUGUGGAGAUCUGGGACUGGGACUUGACCAGCAGGAACGACUUCAUGGGCUCGCUGUCCUUCGGGAUCUCGGAGCUCCAGAAACACGGGAUAGACGGCUGGUUUAAGCUUCUGUCCCAGGAGGAAGGAGAAUAUUUUAACGUUCCCGUCCAGCCUGACGGCGAAGACGGCAAUGAGGAACUUCGACAGAAGUUUGAAAGGGCAAAAGUGGGUCCAGGGAAGCCGUCAGACUCUUCUUCCUCAUCUUCCAUCAGCAAGUACGAGAGCAACGGCAACCAGGACCGGAUUAGGCUGUCUGACUUCAACUUCAUUAUGGUUCUGGGAAAGGGCAGCUUCGGCAAGGUGAUGCUGGCUGAGAGGAAAGGUACGGACGAGUUGUACGCUGUGAAAAUCCUGAAGAAGGACGUGGUGAUCCAAGACGACGACGUGGAGUGCACCAUGGUGGAGAAAAGGGUCCUCGCUCUCCCCGGGAAGCCCCCGUUCCUCACGCAGCUGCAUUCCUGCUUCCAGACUACGGACCGACUGUAUUUCGUGAUGGAGUAUAUUAACGGAGGGGACUUGAUGUACCAGAUCCAACAGGUCGGAAAAUUUAAGGAGCCUCAUGCAGUGUUCUACGCGGCCGAGAUCGCCACGGGUCUCUUCUUCCUCCACUCCAGAGGGAUCGUGUACCGAGAUCUGAAGCUGGACAAUGUGAUGCUAGACUCCGAAGGCCACAUAAAGAUCGCCGACUUCGGCAUGUGCAAGGAGAACAUGGCCGACGGCGUGACCACCAAGACGUUUUGCGGGACGCCGGAUUACAUUGCCCCGGAGAUCAUCGCCUACCAGCCUUACGGGAAAUCUGUGGACUGGUGGGCCUUUGGAGUGCUACUGUAUGAAAUGCUAGCGGGGGAGCCGCCUUUUGACGGGGACGACGAGGACGAGUUGUUCCAGUCGAUAAUGGAGCACCACGUCUCCUACCCGAAAUCCAUGUCCAAAGAAGCCGUCGCCAUCUGCAAAGGGCUGAUGACCAAGCACCCGGGCAAGCGUCUGGGCUGCGGUCCGGAGGGCGAGCGGGACAUCAAGGAGCACGCCUUCUUCCGCUACAUCGACUGGGAAAAACUGGAGAACAAAGAGGUCCAGCCGCCUUUCAAGCCCAAAUCUUGCGGGCGCGACGCCGAGAACUUUGACCGCUUUUUCACACGCCACCCCCCAGAGCUGACCCCCCCUGAUAAGGACCUUAUUGCCAACUUGGACCAGGAAGAAUUCCAUGGCUUCACAUUUAUUAACCCGGAGUACCCGCUCAUUACUCACUGACCGUUCUCUACACACACACACACACACACACACAUGCACGUUACAUACACAACAGUGCAAUCGUGAUAUAAGUCACCAUCAUAUCCAUACCCAGACUGCGUUAGGAAAGCAAAUUUGACAUUUUUGGAGGGAAAUGUUAAAAAAAAAAAAAAAAAAAAGCGUAACAAUUACUUUAACACCCCGGAUUAGAAAUAGUGUGGAGAAAUAUCAUAUUUAAUACAUCAGCUUUACUGGCUCUAUUUGUAACAUUGCAGGUCACUUACGACAUGCUGCCACAUGUUCAACAAAAAUGU